AUGGCAUCUUUCAACAAAUUAAAAAAUGUGCUAAUGCUGGCAUUUGACUGGAUUCUGUACAGUGCUGGUGGUGCAGAUACCUGCCAAGUCAAGGUAACACAACCCAGAUUUCAGGAAGCUGACUCCUCCAUGCAAACUGUGUUCCUAUCAUGUGCUUUCUCUGCCUCUGGAUGCUCCUUGUUCCCACCUCAAGUUCUAUGGUUUCGCUUUUUAACUAACAAACAUGAGGAUUUGUGUAUUCCUGAGUGCAAAAAGCAGCAGAAGUUCAAAGUACAUUUUUUUUCAGAAAAAAACAUUUCACUUCAGAUCAACGAUCUGACUGUAGAUGACAAUGCUGUUUAUAUCUGUGGAAUAUCAUUUUCAAAUUCAAGUUCACCGCAUGCUAAACAAACAGGAGAUGGAACAGUACUAACGAAAACAGAGGAAACGCAGCAUGGCAAUGGAAAACUCGUCUUCAUCUUCCUGAUCAUCGCCUCAUCCUUAAUGUUUCUAUACAGCACUACUGUAUUCACAUUCUUUGCAGUCUACAAGUUAAAACCAGAGCUGCUAAAGAAAAGCAGGAACGAAGACCAAAGAACAGAGAACUGUAAAAUCAAUAGCGGACGAAAAAUUUUUCAAGCAAUUGCCCAAGAACUUCAAAAGCAGAAGUAUGCUGAACGUUACCAACAGCCUGAUGAUUUGGAAGAUGACAAUGUUUAUCAGAACAGAUGA
Molecule: messenger RNA, 711 nt
Organism: Balearica regulorum gibbericeps (East African grey crowned-crane)
Lineage: Eukaryota; Metazoa; Chordata; Aves; Gruiformes; Gruidae
Source: RefSeq, a predicted model, not a curated record